This is a messenger RNA of Mesoplodon densirostris (Blainville's beaked whale), 2834 nucleotides long. It is a transcript of the gene SNX30, whose product is annotated as sorting nexin family member 30. Lineage: Eukaryota; Metazoa; Chordata; Mammalia; Artiodactyla; Ziphiidae. The coding region runs from base 314 to 1627 and encodes 437 amino acids. The record is from RefSeq and is a predicted model, not a curated record. The transcript is spliced from 9 exons. Gene Ontology annotation, molecular function: phosphatidylinositol binding.
GGGCUGGGCGGCGUGGCGGGGCGGGCUGGGCGCCCUGGCUAAGGUGUGAGCGGGUCCGCCACGGGCUCCGGCGCGGAGUGGAGUGGAACGGAGCGGAGCAGUCCGGCCCAGCCCAGCGCAGCCCAGCGCAGCGCGGCGCGGGCAGACGCGAGCCGGCGGGUGGCGGUGGCGGUGGCAGUGGCUCCCAGCCCGGCUGGUGCUGGGCCUCCGACCGAGCCGCGGCCGAGCGGGGCCUCGGCCCGGGCUCUGGGGAAGCCCGCGGCGGCGGGCUGCAGGAGGAAGCGGCGGCGGCGCGUCCCGAGCCGUGCGCGCCAUGUCGGCCGGGCCCCCCAAGGCCCUGCCGUCCACUGGGCCCCACUCCCUGCGCGACAUGCCGCACCCGCUGGCCGGCUCCAGCAGCGAGGAGGCCGUGGGCGGCGACAGCACGCCCAGCCCGGACCUGCUGACGGCCCGCAGCUUCGGCGACAAGGAUCUCAUUUUGCCCAACGGCGGUACUCCAGCAGGCCCUGCAAGUCCAGCUUCUUCAUCUUCCCUUCUCAACAGACUACAACUUGAUGAUGACAUCGAUGGUGAGACCAGAGACCUCUUUGUCACGGUUGAUGAUCCCAAGAAGCAUGUCUGUACGAUGGAGACCUACAUCACUUACAGGAUCACCACCAAAAGUACUCGGGUGGAGUUUGACCUGCCAGAAUAUUCUGUUCGUCGAAGAUACCAGGAUUUUGACUGGUUGAGGAACAAACUGGAAGAAUCCCAGCCCACUCAUCUCAUUCCCCCACUUCCUGAGAAGUUUGUGGUGAAAGGUGUUGUGGAUCGUUUUUCAGAAGAGUUUGUGGAGACCAGAAGAAAAGCUUUGGAUAAAUUCCUGAAAAGAAUUACGGAUCAUCCUGUGCUUUCUUUCAAUGAACACUUUAAUGUUUUCCUUACUGCUAAGGACCUGAAUGCCCAUAAGAAGCAAGGGAUGGCGUUGCUGACUCGAGUGGGUGAGUCGGUCAAGCAUGUCACUGGCGGCUACAAGCUGAGGAGUCGGCCUCUCGAGUUUGCAGCCAUAGGCGAGUACUUAGACACAUUUGCGCUCAAGCUGGGAACCAUUGAUCGAAUAGCCCAGCGGAUCAUCAAGGAAGAAAUAGAGUACCUUGUAGAGCUGAGAGAAUAUGGGCCUGUGUACUCCACGUGGAGUGCGUUAGAGGGGGAGCUGGCCGAGCCCCUGGAGGGUGUGUCAGCCUGCAUUGGCAACUGCUCUACAGCCUUGGAAGAGCUGACAGAGGACAUGACAGAAGACUUUCUACCUGUGCUCAGGGAAUAUAUUUUAUACUCUGACUCCAUGAAGAGCGUGCUGAAGAAAAGGGACCAAGUACAAGCCGAGUACGAAGCCAAACUGGAAGCUGUGGCUCUGAGGAAGGAAGAGCGGCCCAAGGUACCAGCAGAGGUGGAGAGAUGUCAGGAUCGGAUGGAGUGUUUCAAUGCUGAUCUGAAAGCCGACAUGGAGAGGUGGCAGAACAGCAAGAGGCAGGACUUCCGGCAGCUGCUCAUGGGAAUGGCCGACAAGAACAUCCAGUAUUACGAGAAGUGCCUCAUGGCUUGGGAGUCGAUUAUCCCACUACUGCAGGAGAAGCAAGAGGCCAAGUAAGCUCCUUCUUGGGACAGAGACUCUCCUACCUAUGCCGGGCAUGGCACCCACACCGGAAUGUCCCUGCAGUGCUAGAGAGGUAGCACCAAGAACAGAACCGCAGAAACAUCUCUCUUUUGUGUAUUUCUUUCCCUUCCCCCCACCUUUGUCCGACAGUUGUUUUCAAUGAGUAUUUAUUCCUUGGUGGCGUCUGUAAGGCUGUCAUCAUCUCUCAACAGAAGAAGCAUACCUCCGCGGUGUGAAGGAACCUGUUCGGUGGGACGCUACGAGGAUUUGAAACCGAGGGACAAGACAGCCCUGAGCUGACAUUCUGACAUCUCGUUACAGUCCCCUCUUUGGGGACAGCAGAGUUGCCUGGCAUGGAAGAGAACCCGGGUCCUGCCUUGCAAGGCCGUGAGGAAGGCAUGAACAGAAGGCAGCUCCUGCUUUCCGUGGAUGCACAGUGGCUCUGGAAUUGACCUCCAUGGGCCUUGACUCGGCCUAGAAGGAGGUGUCGGCGCCUCUGUGGAAAGCCCUUAAUGUACAGUGUAGCUCUGAGUGUGGCCUGCUGCCUGCCUGUCAUGAGUGACACCUGUGUUAUGGUUUCCGGUUCGCUUAGGACCGUUUAAUCAGUGUCUAGGUGCAUCCGUGCUAGAGCAAGCAAGCUAGCAUCCUUGUCCUUUAUGCGAUGCCUUGGGAAGCUGAGGGGGCAGUGCUCCCCGAACUUGUUUCUGACACUAAAAUGUAGUAGAUUGGAAACUGUUUUGUGUAAAAUGAAAAAAGGUGCAUUUUCUCUAUGACGUUCUUCGAUGUUCUUUUGCUUGUUAAAUGUCAUCAGGGUAGAGAGUUAGGCCUGUUAGGGGUCAUCUGUUGUCUUGAAGUCGGAGUAGCUCCGAGGUGUUGAGGUCAGCGGGCAUAUACCAAGCCCCACCUCCCAUGUCUGCUUUGUGCAAUUUGCCUUUACCUCACCAAAAACUCCUAGUUUAAUGUGUCCUGCUGUGUCCGCUGAAUGAUUGGGCAACCUUUUGGGGAGAGGCUGGCAUAUUCUUAUGAUGCCGUCAAGAUUUGUAAACUCAGUCUGAAUGCUCUGUGUGAAGUGCUUUAACCUUACUCUUUCCUAGUCAGGAAGACGAGUCUGUAGCCAGGUGGGCCUCGAAGAUGCCAAGUGUGACAGCGAACUCUUUGCUACUGGUAAAGCUGAAACCUCCUCAGUUUGCAGCCACAUUCC